Molecule: messenger RNA, 1203 nt
Organism: Callorhinus ursinus (northern fur seal)
Lineage: Eukaryota; Metazoa; Chordata; Mammalia; Carnivora; Otariidae
Gene: P2RX6
Product: purinergic receptor P2X 6
Biological process (GO): response to ATP; calcium ion transmembrane transport
Cellular component (GO): cell junction; plasma membrane
Molecular function (GO): ATP binding; purinergic nucleotide receptor activity; extracellularly ATP-gated monoatomic cation channel activity
Source: RefSeq, a predicted model, not a curated record
CUGCCCGCAGGAGCUGGAAGCAUGGGCUCCCCAGGGGCCUUGGCAGGCUGGGGGCUUCUGGAUUACAAAACGGAGAAGUAUGUGAUAACCAGGAAUUGGCGGGUGGGCGCCCUGCAGAGGCUGCUGCAGCUUGGGGUUAUGGCUUACGUGGCAGGGUGGGCUCUCCUCGCCAAAAAAGGAUACCAGGAGCGAGAUCCGGACCCCCAGAUUUCCGUCAUCACCAAACUCAAAGGGGUUUCGGUGACCCAGAUCAAGGAGUUGGGUAACCAGCUGUGGGACGUGGCGGACUUUGUGAAGCCACCACAGGGAGAGAAUGUGUUCUUCUUGGUGACCAAUUUUCUCGUGACGCCAGAACAAGUUCAGGACAGAUGCCCAGAGCACCCCUCCAUCCCGCUGGCUAAUUGCUGGGCCGAUGAGGACUGUCCCGAAGAGGAGACAGGGACGCACAGCCACGGCAUAAAAACGGGCCAAUGUGUGGAAUUCAAUGGGACCCACAGGACCUGUGAGAUCCAGGGCUGGUGCCCUGUGGAGAGCGGCACCGUGCCCGUGAAGCCCCUACUGGUCCAGGCAGAGAACUUCACCCUGUUCAUCAAAAACACUGUCACCUUCAGCAAGUUCAACUUCUCCAAGUCCAAUGCCUUGGACACCUGGGACGCCACUUACUUCAAGCGCUGCCGCUAUGACUCACGCUACAGCCCCUUCUGCCCCGUGUUCCGCAUUGGGGACCUCGUGGCUGCGGCUGGAGGGGUCUUUGAGGACCUGGCAUUGCUGGGAGGUGCCGUGGGCAUCCGAGUCCACUGGGAUUGCGACCUGGACGCUGGGGGUUCCGACUGCCGGCCCCACUACUCCUUCCAGCUUCAGGAGAGGAGCUACAACUUCAGGACAGCCACUCACUGGUGGAAGGCCUCAGGUGUGGAGGCCCGGAGUCUGCUCAAGCUCUAUGGGAUCCGCUUCGACAUCCUCGUCACUGGGCAGGCAGGGAAGUUCGGGCUCAUCCCCACGAUCAUCACUCUGGGCACUGGAGCAGCUUGGCUGGGUGUGAUCACCUUCUUCUGUGACCUGCUACUGUUGUACGUGGAUGAAGAAGCCCAUUUCUACUGGAGUACCAAGUAUGAGGAGGCAAAGGCCCCGAAGGUGACCACCAACCCUGAGCAGACAGAGCCAGCUUCUACACCCCCGCACGUGGCUGCCCAGGUGUCUUAG